This is a messenger RNA of Ooceraea biroi (clonal raider ant), 7192 nucleotides long. RefSeq names its product rotatin homolog anastral spindle 3 (gene ana3). NCBI's taxonomy places the organism in Eukaryota, Metazoa, Arthropoda, Insecta, Hymenoptera, Formicidae. Gene Ontology annotation, biological process: centriole-centriole cohesion; centriole replication; ciliary basal body organization. The record is from RefSeq and is a predicted model, not a curated record. Gene Ontology annotation, cellular component: centriole; ciliary basal body; centrosome.
CUGGCUACUACUAAAGUCGCUGUCUUACUUCUUUUUCCUGUCACAUCUGAUCGUUUCUAAAAAUAUUGGCGGUUAAAUCUUCAAAGUUUGUAUAAUCUACAAGAAUCUGACAAAAUUGGGCAAAACAACAUUAUUAUUUACGAUGCUAAGGACCGGCAGAAUAACGGCCGAACACAUCAAGAAACUAGAUCAUACCAUCGACGAGAUACGAUUACGAGCCUUGGAUAAUAUUAUUUCCAAAUACGAUCUUGGUUUUGUGUGCGACUGUGACGCUAUCAAGAAGGGGAUAAUUCGGAAACUAUUCAGUUGGUUCUCCUUUGAGCCUGUUCCACAGCCAGAGAAAGUAUUGAAUUUUUUACUGCGGCUGGUACAGGCAGAUGCUAACGGUUACUUGAACGCAUUUGGAAAAUUGAGGUUUCAGAAUGACUUCCACGACUUAAAAAGAAAGAUCUCUCCUAAAUGGCACGCAAAGUUGGAUGAGAUUGAAAAAGCCAUUCUGCAUAUAGGAAGUGAGAUAAAUAAAUCAAAUACAGAUAGCAAGAUGGAUUCUGCCAUAAAUAUAAACUUAAAAUAUAAUAAAUCUCUGACAAAAACGCAAGAUCAUACUGAAUACAGAAAUGAGGAGAUUGAGAAAGAAGACCAAUAUGAAUCAACCAAUCAGCAUGAAAACGUAGAGAGCAUACUAUUAGAAGAUGGUAUUAGGUGGCUCGCAAUGCCAUGGCAGCCACUAGUCACAUCGGAUAAAGCGGUACUUGCUGCGGUGGAGGAGGCUCUUAAUAACACCACUGACACCAAUCUCAUACUGCACACGUGUCAGUUCAUAAUGAAUGUCAUGAUGCAAGAUUUUCCAGCAGAGGUUUUUCUUCAGCGGCCAGCAAUAGUUAUAAUACUUCAUAGUCUUCUUCAAUCAAGUGCCAGCGUACCGGACCCUAAUGUCGCUUGCGUGAUUCCAACUGUGCUUAAAACUUUGCGCAAACUCACCCGUGCCUUAAGAUUUCGCAUUUACUAUUAUUGCGAACCCUGUAUAGCAAAUAAGGAGCAAAAGUUAUUAGCUGAUAAAUUAGAUACCAAUGUUUAUGCAUCUUCGGAAGUUGGAGACCCAGACAGCGGUGUACCUGAAGUUAACUAUCAAGCGUAUCAAUCGGCAGGGACCAGCGACAGAAGUCAAAGUAUCAAUGAGAAUAUUGACGAUUCCGCGUUGCAGUCACAGCAGAUGCUACUGCCAGUUUACUGCAUAGAAUCUUUGAAAUACGUUCUCUCCCAGUUAAACAUACCCGUUGAUUCCUCUUUGCCUCUACGAAACGUUAAAUACAUCGUAGACCUAGCUCACGAGUUAGUACGAUUAUUACUAAUUAGUAUAACGCCUCAUAUCUGGUGCUACGAAAAUGAAACAAAGAUACAGAAUGAUCUGAGGAUGCUGUUCGAUUUAUUGGGGGAGCUGAUGAAACAUUUUUGCGAUUGGAAUAACGCGGAUUACUUCAGAAUAAUAUACCUGCAUCUUAUGACUAUUACUAUGCGAUUGUUACGCGGUCUUGUGCCAUUCAAUAGGGCACGGGUCGUUGUACCGGAUACUUUACGAGAAUGCAUAGUACAAGCCGAAGGGGAUGCAUCAUUAGACCUAUUGUGUACAGAAUUGCAUAACAUGAUUUGUUCUUACGUUUCUCCCCUUUCCGAGUAUUAUAAACUAACAUUGACAAUCCUGGCUCAUGAAGACGCGCCAGUUAUUAUCAAGUGUAUAAAGAACGCUAUUUCUAUAUCGGAACAUUCGUUGGAAGCGUCGGUCUUGGAAACGUUACAGAUAUUAGCGGAUAUCUUCAAAGCAGCAUCAUAUUAUAAGAUUUCAACUAUUGUUAAAAUAGCUGUAAACUAUUUACGGGAUACGUGGAAGCAUUUCACGGAAAGCAAUAUUGAUGCGGCGGCGACAAAUUUGAUACUGGCUCUAUUAAAACACGAAGACACGAAUGUUCAUCGUAUUACGUAUAUCGAAUGUCAUCUUCUAGUCAAGAAUAUUUUAGGAGCUGAGCAUAAUAAAGGCAACCUGACGUGGGAAAACUUGCUGUUCUUACUUAAACCGGAGGCCCUGACGCUAAUUAUUUGUGAUGGCGCAACAAGCAAGGACAGAAAGAUAAAAAACGCGUCGACAGACAUGCUACUUUUUAUAUUGAAAGCACAAGCACAAAUGCGUUCGACUGGAUGGUCGAGAACUAUGGAAGCGUUGAUUCCAGUAAUGCAUCUGCUACAAUGCCAUGCUGACAUUCGUACACCUUUAGGCCAAUAUAUAAUCCAGUUAUAUGAUCCUGACAUUGCCGAUGGCAUUGGAUUGCCAGAUAUUGAGCAAUUAAAAGGAAAUAUAAGAUUUCUCUACUCACCGAGUAGUGAGAUCCGGGAAAAAGCAUCACGUCGCUUGUUCUGGCUUGUUGCAAUGGAAAUAAAUGCGCGCCACAAAUUACCACGUCUGCAUCUACCUGUACACGACACACCUCUUAGUUCGUUGUGCAUACUUAAGCGUAAAGGCAUUGUUAAGAAUAUAUAUAAUCAUUAUCAGGAAUGCGAUAUAAUAACAUUGUUGGAAAUGUUGAAGGACACAAGUAUCGAGCCACAAAUACGGAAAUCCGUAUUAAACCAACUUAACGUGAUAUUUGCCAAUGUUUCGUCGCACGAAACGGUCUUCAAGGAAGAUGGAUUACGUUUAAUUUUAGAUAUUUUAGAAAAAGCUCUGACAGAAAAAGAUCACAUGAAUUAUUCAGAUUCAGUGGUACCUAUAAUCAGCAUUUUAAAAUCUAUUGCAUUUUUUGACUACUCUACACGGAAAACAUUAUCUGCCGAUUUUGAUGUUCUCAUAAAUGUCCUAAGAAGUCUCCUUUUAUUUCCAAAUGAUAAGUAUAUGAAGGAACAUGGUGUGCAACUGUUAUGCUUGCUUGCAUAUGGUGAACAUGCACAAAUACACGACUGCAUGAUAACCAUUAACGAAGAGGUGUCGCUACCUUACAUUGUUCUAAGCAGCAUGAAAGUACCGUUUGAAUGUUUUUAUUUUUUAAAACCAAAGUGUCAUGUGCAAACAACAAAAUCAUAUAUACCCGACUAUGAUCUGAUGUUAAGUUUUCUCAGUCUAAAGUUGGCAUGGAAUUUGCAUGGUGAUAGAAAUAUUUUAUGGAAGCGCUUAGAUGAUUUAAAAAUGCCUGCAAUUAUAACCGAAAAACUUGCGAUUUCCGAGAAAGAUUUGCUUCUUCUACAAAGUAGCUCCGUCCAAUAUUGUUGUCAAAAGCAACUUUAUAACAUUCAAAAUUCCACUACGCAUAAUAGCGUUCUAUGUGCACUAGACUAUCUUACAAUGUAUCUGAAAUUUUACGAAGUACUGCCACAAGUCGCGGAAGAUAUCGACUCGCUGCCAUGGGAACAAACGUUCGAGCGCUUUUUAUUAUCGCAUCCCACGAAUAAGGAAGAUUGUGAUUUAUUUGUGGACAUUUUGAACUUUUUACACCUGUAUCUAACUAUUCGAAAAAAUGGUGGAUGUUUGUGGGUCAGUAAGAUUGUAAAAAAUAUGACGAGAUCAUUGGCAGAGUUAUUCAAGAACAUGGAAGUUGACAAUCAGAAUAUACAUCAAUUCAUAUUUAAAUUAGUACGUACGUGUUCGGCGAUCGAAGGAAAAUCCAACGAUGAAUCUAAAAAUACUUGGAUUCAGUUUGUUGAGUUUGUCGUCUCGACGCUGUGCUUUGGAGAUCAACAACAUUUCUACAAUCUCGCUUACCUCGAUUGGUUGCUAACAUGCCUGACAUAUUUGAUCAAUCAGUGCGAAUGGGGAAAUCAUAAGAAUCUACUAAUAUCUCUUUGCAAUACACUUAUCGAGCUAAUCAUGUCUUUUCACGGUGCUGGUACAGUUAGUUUCAUGGGUUUGUCGAUAACAAGAAAUUCGAUAAUAUGUCUCAAUCAUUUGUUGCAUCAGAUGCAAGUGUAUUUUAAUAAGAACUCGUGGAUGGUAUUUUGGUACGAGGAAGGUCGUUCGUUAAGUUGGUUACCUAUGUUAUGGCAAAAUAGAGAUCCUUUAGUUCGUGCUUCCGCUCUGCAGUUAUUGGCAGGUUUGAUGAACAUAGUGCAUACUAUGUCGCAGCUUCUUAAUGCGAUCGCCAUGGCACCAAGUGAUCUGUGUCAUACGUUACUUCAGUGCAUUACAAAUAAAGAGGAAUGCUGUUUAGUGAAAGAAGAAGCAUGUAUUGCAUUUUCUAACAUGUUAAAGAACUGCAAUACUAUGAGUUUCCAUUGUGAUGAUUCUCUACAACCGCAAGCUAUACUGAUAUAUGCUGAGCAACGCAAUAUUUAUCAUGAAAUUGGUGUCCUAUGCUCCAAUAUCUAUAGUUUAUCUACGGUGGAUAUAAGACAGCGAGAAGAAAUUAAUGAUAAAAUUUGCAAAACCUUGGAGAAUGUACAUGGGACUAUGGAUUGUAAUGUUUACAACAAUCAAUCUUUCAUUCUUCCACACGUGAUAUGGCGUUUGUACUAUUGCCAGGAUGAAUUACAACCAUUUUCCACAGAAAAAUAUAGUUCCUCAGAUAACUUAACAUUUAUGCAAAACUACGUAACAACGCCCGCGCUUAUCACAGCUGUUUGUAUUUUAUUGAACAAUUUAAUAUUUGUUGGACAACAUGAAGUAGUUCGACAAAUAUACGAACAUUCUGUCGAUAAAUAUUUAUUUUGGUGUUUGGAUAAAAUCCCAAAAAUAAUUAAAAGCAGAAAGGAUGUGGAUGAUUAUUCCGAUCAGUUAGAGAUGUACAUUAACAUUUGCACGGUUCUAACAAAUUCCAUCAGGCACAGCAAAGAGUACACAACUAUUGUUGUUUUCUCCCGAGAUUCACUUUACGUUUUAUUUUGCUUUUUGGAUAUUGACCUAUAUCAGCAUAACGAACCACGCCUGAUAUAUCUGCGCAACAGAUUAUGGACGGAAAUCUAUAACUUCGUAACAGCGCUUUCGUUGAUGGAGAACCAGCAUUUCGAAACUAUUCAAAGCGCUUUAGAAUCAUGCACACCGGCAAAGAUCUUGGCUUCUAUUUGCUUCGCAAUACAGGAUUCGACGACAGAUCUGAGAAUGAGUGCCAUUAGUUGCUUAGCCUUUCUGCUAUCUCUGGAAAUUCAGAACUUUAGAAAUGAUUGCCAGGAUGAUUUCCAGGAGAAAAAUAAAUUUUUUUCACGGACUUUACUCGAUACCACUCUAACACGUGCUAAAGCGUCCAACUUCGUGGAUGAUAAUCCGGAAAAGACAAAAACGGAUUUUUAUUUCUGUGCGUCGAAUUCGUAUCCUCGGUCUCGGGAAGGUGAUUGUGUGAAAGUUUACAUUAACGAGCCAUCGAACGAAAAGCAAACGAUAGGAGGCGAAUUGUGUAAAGUUUUGCUGCAUCUCUUUACCGCCUAUAAUUAUACGAAAUCCAAAAAGAAUUCCAAACAAGCGGAGGACAAGGGUCUUGUUAUAGGCGCUCUUGCAAAUUUACUGUGUGUGUCGAAGACGGCAAAACAAAUAGCCCUGCAAAAUAAUCUCCCCGAGACUGCAUUAAUGAUUCUAAAAGAAUUGUACGUUAAAUUGAAUCUCCAACCAUUCGAGCUUUAUAAGAAACAAGCGGAGAAGAAGACUCAUUUUUUGUUGCACGAUGUGAGCUGCAUCUUUACGCUUUUGAUGAACUUUAUGUACGGAAACGAAUGCGUUAAAGAAAGCCUAGCGAAAGAAGGUUUGGCAGACGUGGUGCAUAAGUUAUGGGCUUGGAUAUCGUUAAGCAAAACGGUGUCAAUAUCUGCUUUAAAAUUACUUGCGACCUUUACCGAAACGAAAUGUAACUUUGCUGCACAAUCCUUAACAUUAACGACAAUAGUUCCAGGAAGUGGAGUAAGGAAAACACCAAAUACGCUUGCGUUGAUACACGUUAUUAUCCAAGUAAUAUGCAAGGAAACUGAGAGAACUGAUCAGCUUUUUGAUAAUCACAAGAUACAUUACGCCUUUCACAUUUUGCGGAACGCGGUGCAUGUUCACGAGUGUAGGGUUUCUAUCUCAAAAAGCAAUCUUCUACAAUUGUUUACUAAAAUACAUCCUAGUGUCACUAAAAGAAUGAAACUGUGGCUACUAAUCGAAAUGUAUUACUUGGAAUUUUUAAUAGAUUUUACUUAUUACGAAGAAGGACAGCUGUGCGUGCCAAAGGCUACCGACGCUUUGGAUGUUUUAAUACACUUGGCAAAGGAUUCUUCAUCAUCGAUUAAAAUUCUCGCGAUAUCAAUAUUACGUAAUUUAGCAUUCAACAUAACGAAUAGAUCUCGGCUUCUCAGCUCAGUGGAUUUCAUCAAUCUUCUACAAGACAUCUUCAAGAACGGAUCGCCGUGCGAAGUCAAUUUAGCCGGUUCCAUAUUAUGGUCUUUAGUUAGCAAUAAUCAAAAAGGAAAACUAAUUGCACGGAGCGCUGGUCUUCCUCGAAACAUUCGGGAAGCUAUCAGUAGAUUUACAUUAGAGAAUGAUGUUAAGGAAACAGAGCCAGAAGUCGUCAAAAUUUUAUUGUAUGUGCUCUCUAUUCUCAAUCCAGAUGUAGUAAAAAGUAGUGAUAGUGAAAAAUAGAUGAGUAACUUAACUGAAAUUAAUUAAAAUAUAUGCGAAUAAUUAAAUUUUUUAUACAACUAUUUCUAAUCGAUGAGAAAAAAUUAGCUUACAAUUGAAUAAUAUAUUUUUAUAAUUCAUUUAGCUUAUAAUUUAGUAAUAUAUUUUUUCGAGACAUUAGUAUAUACAAAAGUAUUUCAUAGUAAUAUUUAAUAAUUAAUAAUAUUUAAUAUAAUAAUACAAUUUAUUUUAGAAAAUGCAGUUAUCUGUAAAAAUAAUUAGAUUAUUGAAAAUAAAUGUGUAAAUAAAAAUGUGCUAAAUACAUAUAAAUUUAUAAUAAUACAAAUCAACAUUUGAAUUGUUUCACGACCACAGUUUCUGGCCUUCAUCUGCUAAAAUUCAUUAUCAAAAAGUCCGCUAUGAGCCCUCGCUAUUUUCGAUCGAGAUAUGAGGUAGUAGUACAACUCACUAUAAAAACUGAUCGUUUAUUUUUACGUAAUGAAAUAAAAUUAAAAAAGAGCUUCCAUUUUUUAAAGCAGUACGAUUUAAAGAUGAGUUUCAAAACGACAUUUUCAUUUUGAAACAUAAGAAAUUAAUGAGAGAACAAACUUUUGAUUCAAACCAAAA